Messenger RNA from Centropristis striata (black sea bass), 1091 nucleotides. RefSeq names its product catechol O-methyltransferase domain-containing protein 1-like. Gene Ontology annotation, molecular function: S-adenosylmethionine-dependent methyltransferase activity; O-methyltransferase activity. NCBI's taxonomy places the organism in Eukaryota, Metazoa, Chordata, Actinopteri, Perciformes, Serranidae. The record is from RefSeq and is a predicted model, not a curated record. Bases 72 to 845 code for a protein of 257 amino acids. The transcript is spliced from 7 exons.
AAUACGGAAGAGCUUAACCCAGGACCAGAUUACCCUUAAUCGUGUGGUAUUGCGCGGUUGUCUGUUAAAAUAUGUCUUUUCGUAAUAUUUCCAAAGAGGCACUGGCUGGAUCCCUCACACUUGGAGUUGUUUUAAUCGCCGGUUAUUUUCUUGGGAAAAGAAAAUCUCCCAGGAUGAGCAUCUCCAAAAGUCACGGCAAGGGAAAAGACAACCCACUGAUGCAAUACGUCCUCAGUCACUCAAUGAGGGAGCAUCCGGCCCUGAAAAAGCUCCGACUAAGGACAAUGGAAGAGUCCAUGAGCAUCAUGAUGGUUGCCUGUGAGCAGGCGCAGUUCAUGGCCAAUCUGGCAAAACUAAUUAAAGCCAAGAAAGCAUUGGAGAUUGGAGUAUACACAGGCUAUAACACACUGAACAUUGCACUGGCUUUGCCUGAUGAUGGAGUUAUGGUGGCAUGUGAUAUCAGUGAAACCUACACCAACAUUGGCAAACCUUUCUGGAAAGAGGCUGGAGUCGAUCAAAAAAUUGAUCUCCGCUUACAGCCAGCAGUGAAAACUCUAGAUGAUCUCCUGACAGAUGGCCAGGCUGAAACAUUCGACUUUGUCUUCAUUGACGCAGACAAAGUAAACUAUGACAACUACUAUGAAAAGUCUCUGCAACUGCUGAGGAAAGGAGGCGUCAUCGCUGUCGACAAUGUGCUGUGGGGUGGAAAAGUGUUGGAUCCAAGCCCUGACGACCCAGACACUGUGGCCAUCGACAGGCUGAACAAGAAGCUGCACAAAGAUACUCGAAUCAGCCUGAGCAUGCUCACAGUGGGAGAUGGGCUGACAUUAGCUAUCAAAUUAUAGGACAGAUAACAAAUAAGUGCAGUGGUUUAAAAGCUUUGGAAAAUAACUCUGGGAUAUUGUAUGUAAAGUUUUGUGAACUAUUGGAUAUAUGAUCUGAAACAUCGGAAAUUAUAGAUUGCUGUAUCGCUGCUGCAAGUAAUUUAAGUGCCAGUUUUAUAACCUCAGAAUCUGUAACUUAAUCAUUUUACAGUUUCAAGAAAAAGUGCAGUCUUCUAGUUAAAACGAUUUAAUAAAAAAUUAACUUCA